AUGGCUGUGCAGAACAUAGCGGUAAAGUUAUGCGGUAUAUUACAAUCUCUGACUGAUGACGAAAUAACAGCGCGCGAAUGGCGUUUGCUAGGACAAGAGCAGGAUGGUACUCAGCUUCUGUCAUGGGUUUCCACAAAAGACACCAAAGAAGUCUUAAACAUAGGCCUAUACACCAACAAGACAAAGACAUUGACUACUUUGUACAAUUUUAAUGAGAACCUUAAUAUUAUUCAGGCUUCAGUUAACGCUUCCCACACAUUACUGGUUUAUGUUGUUAAACAACUUCCUAAUGAAGAUUGUGGGACAUUGGAAGCGUUAUAUUGCCCAUAUUUACUAUGUCUACUGCCAGACAAACCCAGUGAACCUGUGGCAAUUGAGGAGGGCUCAACCAAGCAAAUAAUGGUACAAUAUGUAUAUGGAAAGAGUAAUAAAUACAGUCCUGGUAUUAGGAAUGAUCGGUUUAUCCUUUUCAAGCAUUUGGAAUGUAUAAAAAUCUACCGCACUCCAAUGUUCCUGAAUGAGUGUGACGAUGGCACAGAGAAAUGGGGCUUCGAUGGUGUGUACCCUGAGCCUGAGACCAUUGUCAAGGUUUUCUCUUGGGCACAGUGGGACUGUGUUAACCAGGUACUGUACUACAUUCACUACCGCGAGCCAACAAAGAGCUUCGCGGAGGGCGAGGAAGUCAAGUCACCGUCGGAGAUGACGCCGAUGCUUUCUGCGCUGCAGUUUCACGCAGAUCUACCGCACGAGACUGUGCUAAACAUUCCUUUGAGUCUGCCUCACUUACCAUCGGGCGCAGGCGGCGGUGCCGCAUGCGGUGCGUACGAAGACGCGCCAUUGCCUCUGAGAGUCCACGACUGCAGCCUCGAUCUGCAGAUCAUCUGUGAUCAGCGCGGGUUGCUUUGCAUUUGUCACCAUUAUCUUUACAAACCUCUGGAUGAUUCGACCACCUCCUUAGUUCUAGAAGACAGCGCGGACUUGAAAGACUCCGGCGUUAACUUCGCCUACUCUAUAACUCUAUUGCAACAUGGCGUGGUGGUACAUAGCGUUGUGCCUGAUCUCCCUUGGGCCUUGGCAAAGUCAUUACGGCCUUCUUACACUCUUUAUGAGGAUAACCACCUGCUGGUAAACAUUCCUAUGCUAUACACGCACCUCAUCGACAUAAGUGUUCACCAUGAACCGUGCUGCCAUAUCGUCAUAGCAGCCGAAGACAGCAACAGCGGUCCUUCCCUAGCUCCCAUUCUCGGCUGGGGAGCCCAUGCUAUGGUCGACUUGAACACACUUGAUGUUGUCACUAUGAAUGUAGCUGAGAAAGAUUUGAUUAUGACUUUUAAGAAUAACAACUCUGUGGAAAACAAGUUGGCCGUAAUACAUUACUUGAUUCAACAUGAAGGGAAUUUAGAUUUGGCUGAAGAGCUGAUAUCGUGGCUAUGCGUGAACCAACGGACGUGCGUGUCGGGCGACGUGCAGCGCUGCAUGCAGGAGUACCUAGUGGGCGCCACUUUCGCUGUUACACGACGCGCGUUGCCCAAUACUGCGAUGCCUUUGAUGCGGAUGCUGCCUUUUACCAUGCACCUUAAGUUCGCUGACGUUAAGGUUCGCGAUUUGUGCGUGUCUGUGUGUAUGGAGAAGUUAUGGAACAGCAGUGCAGUGGUGCUGGCAGCACGACAGCGUGUGUGCCAGUUCGUGGAGGACGUGUGGACGCGGCUUUGGACCGCGUUGAAUACUCCUCCGCGCAACCGCUUGACGCCACAAGCGGUGCUUGACAAGUUAAGAGUCAGCUUAUACUGCUAUCAGCCCGAGGCACUGUCACGGUGCAGUACGCCGAUGUCCCCCACCGCUUCUGCCCCGUCAAUUUCGGCUCCGCAGCGGCGAUCCUCCAUCGGCACUGGGCAGGAGCUGCUGCCGUUCUUUGAAGUCGACGUUUGUACUGCUAGCAAACAAGAGCAUGUUAUUGCCGCGAACCUACGCGAAGUGAGCGUACAUCUCAUGCGUGAGACGUCAAACCAAACCGGGUCAGGUCCCACCGGUGGGACGGGUGGGCGAGGCGUGGAGAGCGGCGUCCACGCCUUGGCUACACGCUGGGCGUCAGCGCAGUUGGACGCGUCACGAGCCUUGUGCAGAGCCAUCUGCCGAGCACUCGCCGCUACUCCUGCGCACAAUCAGCAACGUGGCUUCACUUUCAUCGAUGAAAUGGAGCCGGCACACGCGUUCAUCCUUUUCAAAGUUCUCGAGCAAUAUUAUUUAGCCACAGAGUCAGCUGCGUUCCCUCUGCCACAAGGCUUUAGUUCUUUCUUCACUUACCUCGGAUACCGUGCACUGCCCUUCCACACCUUCGUGCAACAUGUGCAUCGCAGCGUGCUGGAGUUGCAGAUUGAUGUAGUCAAGGCUAUCAUUGCUUCCAAAGACGACGACAACAAAACGACGGUGAACAACAAGCUGCGGCUGAUCCAGCUGGUGGGCGAAGGCCGCGCCCGGCGCGCGCUGGCGGCGUGGCCCAGCAAGGCGGCGCUGGGGCUCCGGGCCCGGGACCACGCCGCCACGCUGCUCAGCGGCGGGGGCGCGGGGGGGCACCUCGAGCAGACGAGGCAUCGGCCCGUUAGAGAUACUGCUGGGAUAGCUGCCCUACCCUCAGGCGAACGUCUUUCUCCAUUGGACACAUUCUUGGACCUUCUUACGGCGAAGGCAAGCCUUAAUGAGCUAGACUUCAAUCUAAUCAUCGAAGCUACAUUAGCUUCUGUGCAGCAGGAUAUAUCAUAAUUUCCUAUGUGAAUCUAAAUGUUUUUGAAUAAGGCACAUUUUUAUGUCUAAUUUUUGACCACUCAAUUUUAUUGAAAAAAUUUAGUUCUUAUAUCGUCUCGAUGUUUUGUACAAAAGGCGUAAGCGACAUUUCGAAAAAUUUUCAGGGGAGCAUGUCAGGUUAGGCAUGGUAUGUUAGGUUUUAACGACUGGUUUAAAAUAUUUACGUCCCGUUUUAAAAUUCAAUUUUGGUUUUAAUUAAGUUUAAGUUUUAAAAUGGAAUUUAAAACAGGUCGUAAAUAUUUUCAAACAAUCGUGAAAACCAAAAACAUGCUCACCUGAAAGUUUUUUCGAAAUGUCGCUUAUCAUUUCUACAAAACAUCUAUAUAUCUAUAUAUUUCGUGUAAAUUAUUAUAUUUAUUUUCAAAUCAUAAUUUUUCUUAUAGUAUUCAUUCCUUUCCAAUCUUAGAUCUCCUGAUCAAUUUUCGCCAAUUUUCUUACCCUUUGAUAUUGGCACAAAGUAUUCUAGUUCUAUUUAUGAAAAAAAAAAGUGUUGCCUAUACAGGUGAUUUGUAAAAUUCUAACAACCUCACAGGACUAUAUUAUUAACAAAACAAACAACAAAUUCUGCUCGAUGACUUCUUAUGAAACAUAAUAAAUUUACCAAAAAUAAAGGUAACAAAUUGUUAUACUAUCUGCCACUUUUUACAUCUGUAUCUGGGUGUCUACUUCCGUUCUCGGUCGAAAACAAUUACUGUCAAAUAAGUAUUACUCGACCUAAUAGACCUAAAAGAGGCAUGAUGCGAAUGAAGCUUCAUACUUGACAUUGCCCUUUGAUUUGGUGGAGUAUUUCUUAUUUGACAGUAAUCGUAUUGCAGACCCCAGGGUAGUAACUUCAAAAAUGCAAGCGUCCUCCCUGGCCGACGAAGCCCGACCCGCGCUCCCGCGCUUUACACAGUUAUCACCAUUUACAGUGGUUAUACACGGCGACCUUUAGCAGCGCAUGGCUACACUUGGGAUUUAUAGGCGAUUGCAUCUUGGCAGCUUAAAAUCGCGCUAGUGUGUAAAGGCAGACUAUUAGCGACUGCAUCACGUUUGUAUCGCUGCUAAAUGUGACCUAUUUAAAUAUUUUUGUAUGAAAGUAAAGUACGAUGAAUUAUGAAGCGAAGCAAAAGUUAUUCUUUAUGAUGUUAGUAAUUAUAAUCCGGUGAGGUUGUUAGUAUUUUACAAAUAAACCUAUAUACACAUCAUUUGCUUACAGUAAGGGAUUACGGUUUCCAUUUACUUUUAGUAUAGUACGUACAUGAUAAUGGUGGUACAUAAAAUGUAGAAGUCUUUUUUUGAAUUGCUACAUAUGUAAGAGAUCUCAUGUUGAUUGUUGCAUUCCGUUGUCUUGUUAUUUCGUCGCCUUACUGUCUUAAACUCGUAUUUUAAAGCACAAAUUUACUGAAAUGCAGAAAAUGGAUUGUAUAUACAAAUUUUGCAGGCUGAUUUUAUAUGACAUUUUCUUCGUUCAGUCGCAGAAUGUCGUCCACUUCGAAAAAUGUCUACCGCACGCAAAAAGUCCAUUUCUCAGAAUGUCCCUUUCGCAAAAUGUUCCUUUGGCA
This is a messenger RNA of Hyposmocoma kahamanoa, 4346 nucleotides long. RefSeq names its product protein pigeon (gene pigeon). The coding region runs from base 1 to 2760 and encodes 919 amino acids. Gene Ontology annotation, biological process: positive regulation of amyloid-beta formation. The record is from RefSeq and is a predicted model, not a curated record. NCBI's taxonomy places the organism in Eukaryota, Metazoa, Arthropoda, Insecta, Lepidoptera, Cosmopterigidae. The transcript is spliced from 14 exons. Gene Ontology annotation, cellular component: trans-Golgi network.